UUAAAGUCUUACAAACCAAGAUGGUUCAGUGCAGUGUACUUCCGCAUUGGCUCAAAAGCCUUUAACCAAGUAUAUUUACGCUUUUUAGCUGAAAGAGUGGCACGUCUUACGAUUUGAAAGAUGGCUUCGAUGUUUUAGCCAUUGCAGAAGACCUCCUGUUACUUUUUAAACAGUCUUUUUUAGGGAAACCAAAUUGAACAGCGGGACAAGCUAGUUGUUGGCUAUACUGUAGUCUCAUCUACUAGGGACCAACCACUGAGCAAUGUCAGGAAAUCCUGCUAUGGUUAUGCGGGUGGUGGCAUCGGCCUACACAGUGGCCGAAAAGGCUGGGGCCAUCGUUAGGAAGGUGCUUCAUAGUGGAGAACUUGGCAUUGUGGAAAAGACAGGAGCUAAUGAUCUGCAGACACUGGCAGACAGACUCGCACAGCAGAGCAUUUGUGCAUCACUAUCAAGACAUUUUCCCAAACUUACCAUCAUUGGAGAAGAAGAGCUCCCAGCUCAAGAGGUACCAGAAGAUCUUAUUGAGAAGGGCCAAGCAGAGGAAAUCCUUCAGAAGGGCUGUCCAGAAGAAUUUAAAACACUUAAAGAAGAAGAGCUAGUUGUGUGGGUCGAUCCUCUUGAUGGCACAAAGGAAUAUACUGAAGCGUCGAGGUGUCUCCAGCUCCAAGCUGUAGCCCAGUUACCACACAAAGGGUCGGACACUUCUCAGACUCACAGCACAGCUCUCUGGCUCCUGGACAAUGUAACUGUGCUUAUUGGCAUUGCCUAUGGAGGCAGAGCAAUUGCAGGUGUCAUCAACCAGCCGUUCUACAACUACCAGCAUGGAGCAGGAGCAGCUUUAGGAAGAACCAUAUGGGGAAUGCUGGGAUUAGGCGCCUUUGGAUUCCAGCUGCAGGAAGUUCCAGGUGAUCGACGGAUUGUCACCACCACCCGUUCACAUAGUAACAAGGUGGUAACAGACUGUGUGAGCGCCAUGGAGCCUCACGACGUUAUAAGAGUGGGUGGUGCUGGAAACAAGAUAAUCCAGCUUGUUGAGGGAAAGGCUUCUGCGUAUGUUUUUGCUAGUCCUGGGUGCAAGAAGUGGGAUACUUGUGCUCCUGAAGCUAUCCUGCACACUGUUGGCGGCAAACUGACAGACAUGUAUGGAAAUCCAUACAGCUACGAUGCUGAUGUAAAGCACAUGAACUCUGCCGGGGUUCUGGCCACACUACACAACCAUGAGUACUACGUCAGCAGAGUGCCGCAGUCAGUGCUGCAGGCCCUCAGGUCUGACUGAUGUCUCUAGUAACAUGUUCCUGGGUGUUGCAGGAACGUUUCUGCAUUUAUACAUGAAGUCAUAUUCAGCCACAUUGUGUCAAAAUGUCACGAGUCACUUAGAUAUUUUUCUCCUUUUACUCAUCUCACUGAUUUUAUUGAAUAAUUUUGAAGACAUCAUUUAUUUCAGUCGCUGAGACCAAGUCUCACUGUUAAUGCACUCAGCCCUUAAAUUAAGAAGGACACAAACUGAGAGAAGACUCAACAGCAUUUCCAUUUAUUUAAUCCAUUUGGCACAAAUUCAUACAAAUUUCUGACAUCCGAUCAGUUUUUACAUACUGUUUCCAACUCGAAGACUUGCAAAAUUACAAGGCAAAUGGUUGGAUUGAAAUAAAGUAACCUUGCUUUAAUGUUCAUUGGAAGUUUAGAAAUGAUUUACUGCCAUUUAUUCAAUAACUACUGAGAACUGUAAUGCCAACAACCAAAAUGCCUUUGACCCUCGACUGUCAUGCAGUGACUGGAUGUACAACAUUGUUCAGUGUGUAAGCUGUGAACACUAGAAAAAAUCAUUAAAAUGAAAUCUGCGUCAAUCCUGUACUUUACGUGACUGUGUUACAUUAAAAAAUGUCUCGUUUA
Messenger RNA from Melanotaenia boesemani (Boeseman's rainbowfish), 1890 nucleotides. It is a transcript of the gene bpnt1, whose product is annotated as bisphosphate nucleotidase 1. Gene Ontology annotation, molecular function: 3'(2'),5'-bisphosphate nucleotidase activity. The transcript is spliced from 10 exons. Lineage: Eukaryota; Metazoa; Chordata; Actinopteri; Atheriniformes; Melanotaeniidae. Gene Ontology annotation, biological process: phosphatidylinositol phosphate biosynthetic process. Bases 263 to 1276 code for a protein of 337 amino acids. The record is from RefSeq and is a predicted model, not a curated record.